AUGAUGCUUGAAUUUAAGAAUGAGUUGAUGAGACAAUAUGAGAUGACAGAUCUUGGAUUGCUUCAUCACUUUCUCGGCCUUGGGAAGAAAUAUGCAAAGACUUUGCUGGACAAGUUUGGACUCAAGGACUGCAAAUCGGUUGCAACACCAUUGGCAGUGAAUGAAAGGUUGUCUAAAGUGGAUGGGAGUGACUUAGCUGAUGAGACUUUGUAUAGACAAAUGGUAGGAAGCUUGCUCUAUCUAACCGCAACAAGACCGGAAAUUAUGUUUGCAGCUAGUCUUUUGGCCAGAUUCAUGCCCAAUCCUACCAAGAAGCACAUGGGAACAGCGAAAAGGGUGCUAAGAUAUAUACAAGGUACUAUAAGCUAUGGCAUUGCUUAUGAGAAAGGAAAAGGAGCUGUGUUAAUUGGCUAUUGUGACAACGAUUGGAGUAGUAGUGAAGAUGAUAUGCGAAGCACAUCAGGCUAUGCAUUUAACUUGGGGUCAGGAGUGUUUUCUUGGGCCUCAAUUAAGCAAAGCAGUGUGGCUCUCUCCACUGCAGAGGCAGAAUACAUGAGCGCAGCAGAAGCAACCACUCAAGCUGUUUGGCUCAGAUUUGUGCUAUCGGAUUUUGGUGAAGAAGAGGUAGAACCAACUCAGUUGUUGUGUGACAACACUUCGGCUAUUGCUAUAUCAAAGAAUCCGGUUCAUCACCACAAAACCAGACACAUCAAUCGCAGGUUUCAUUUCAUUCGAGAUGCUCUUCAAAAUGGUGAGAUUGAUUUGCUUUAUUGCAAAACUGAAGAACAGGUUGCUGAUAUAUUAACCAAGCCACUAGCAAGGGAUCGAUAUGAGUAUCUAAGGAAGGCUUUAGGUGUUAUCUCAGCACAACACUUAGAAGGGGGUGUUAGCUUAUAA
Prunus armeniaca (apricot) is the source of this 897-nucleotide messenger RNA. Lineage: Eukaryota; Viridiplantae; Streptophyta; Magnoliopsida; Rosales; Rosaceae. The record is from the annotation of a GenBank genome assembly.